This is a messenger RNA of Eurytemora carolleeae, 5774 nucleotides long. RefSeq names its product protein furry. Lineage: Eukaryota; Metazoa; Arthropoda; Copepoda; Calanoida; Temoridae. Gene Ontology annotation, biological process: cell morphogenesis; neuron projection development. The record is from RefSeq and is a predicted model, not a curated record. Gene Ontology annotation, cellular component: cell cortex; site of polarized growth.
GCAAAACUUUGAUAUUAUUGCAUAAUAGAUUUUUAUGCAGUUGUGAACAUAUGAUACUCAUUAGACUAGGAUACCUUACAUUAACAUGUACAAUGUACAUGAUAUUUAUGUACAGCGUGAGACUUGAUGAUUGAACUCAUAAAAAAGCAAAUCGUCAAAUAGCUCUUAUUUAAGUUGUACAACGUGAUAACACUUUCAAUGAAGUUAAUUGUAAAACUAUGAGUACAUAAAAAAUGUGUUGCUCAUUAUUUUAAUUGUACAGUACACGUGCACAUAUAAAUGUAGUGAUAUUGGUACAUAGUGAUUGUAAUUGUACAAUGUGAGCAUAGAAAUUUGAAAAUAAUAAGUACAAAUAUGUACAUCGUGAUAAAAGUUGUACAGUGCAGUACAAUGUAAAUAGAUUAAUAAAUGGAGAUUAUUAGAAAAAGAUUUUCUAAUCGUGGUGGUCGGCGAAGAUCUGAAGGUCCCGAGCACCAAGAUGAACUAGAUGUUGACGGUGUACCACCGUAUGAAGAUCGACUGGGUCCAGAUGGGGCCGAGGGGGAGAACCCCGUACUUCCACAGGCUGGAUCUGUAGUUCCCUUCGAGGAUGUUAAUGAGGAGAGCCAAGAGGAACAGGAUGAAAACUACGACAGUGUUCCAACUGGAUCCCUGGAGCGAGGUGGAGUACUACCCUGGGGGGCUCCUAAAGAACGAGUCAGGUUCCCCUCGACUGUGCACAUCGAGACGGACAUCAAGCCCGGGGAGUUCGUUAUGCGAACUCUCUUUGCAGAAUUCACUAUUCAGGCUGAGAAGAAGAUAACUGCCGCCAUGAUGGAAUCCUUGGAACGCCCACUUUCUAAAACCCUGCAGAGGGGGGAGGAUCCUCAUUUUGAUCAGCUUCUAUCAGCCUUUGGAGAGGUAGCAGAGCACUGUCUACCCUCCCUCCUGAAAACACUGAUUGCCUGGUAUGAGAAGCAGGGGGUAGAGUUCAUCUUCUCUGAGUACAAGCCCAGCAAGUCCGACAGCAAGGGGAAGAGCGAACUGAGUCAUGUGACUGAAAUGGAAUUUGUCUCUGAGCGUCGUGAUUUGGCGGUGGAAUUUAUAUUCUGUCUUUGUCUCAUAGAGGUUCUGAAACAGCUGCAUGUACAUCCAGGUCAUGAGGACUUGGUUAGAUACAUUGAGAGCCUUUGUUUCCGACACUUUAAGUACCGUGGGCCAGGAGAGACCCUGGGACCCAAUGCUACUUCUAUUCACAACAUUGCUGAUCUUUACGCCGAGGUUCUUGGUGUUCUUGUCUCUUCAAGAUUCCAGUCUGUUAGGAAAAGGUUUUUAAGUGAGCUGAAGGAAUUGAGAAGUAAGGAACCAACUCCUCAAACCUUCCAAUCUAUCAUCUCACUCCUCAUGGGCAUGAAGUUCUUCAGGGUAAAGAUGGUUCCUAUCGAGGAGUUUGAGGUGUCCUUCCAGUUCAUGCAGGAGUGCGCCAACUACUUCCUGGAAGUCAAGGACAAGGAUAUAAAGCACGCCCUGGCUGGACUCUUUGUGGAGAUUCUGGUGCCCGUAGCGGCCUCGGUGAAAAAUGAGGUUAACGUUCCCUGCCUCAAGAACUUUGUUGAACUGCUCUACAGUCAAACUCUGGAUAUGUGCACUAGGAACAAGCACAGGUUGGCGCUUUUCCCGCUUGUGACCUGUCUUCUUUGUGUAUCUCAGAAAACAUUCUUCUUGAACAACUGGCACUCCUUCCUCACCAUGUGUCUUCAGCAGCUCAAGAACAAGGACCCCAAGCUCUCCAGGGUCGCCUUGGAGUCCUUGUACCGUCUCCUCUGGGUCUACAUGAUCAGGAUUAAAUGUGAGUCCAAUAAUGUGACUCAAAGUAGGCUUCAAUCUAUUGUGAACUCUUUGUUCCCAAAGGGGUCCAAGACAGUGGUUCCCCGGGACACCCCUCUCAACAUUUUUGUCAAAAUUAUUCAAUUUAUCUCUCAGGAGAAGCUUGACUUUGCAAUGAGAGAGAUAAUUUUUGAUCUUCUGUCUGUAGCUCGACCCAUUAAGUUUAUAAAUGCUCCGGAAAGAAUGUCAAUUGGGCUGCGAGCUUUUCUAGUUGUUGCAGACUCAUUACAACAGAAGGAAGGAGAACCUCCUAUGCCAAGAACUGUUGGUGUUAUGCCAUCUGGAAGUACUCUUAGAGUAAAGAAAACAUUCCUCAACAAAAUGCUGACAGAAGAUGCUGCCAAGAGCAUUGGUAUAUCCCCAUAUUAUCCAUAUGUAAGAAAAGUAUUUGAUGAUAUACUCAGAGCCUUAGAUGCUCAGUUUGGAAAACCUUUCAUGCUGACUAACUCAGCUGGUGUUAAGUCAGAUGCAGAGGAUGCAAAACCCAAACUUGAUUUGUUCAGAACUGUUAUUGCCGCGAUUCCAAGACUAAUUCCAGAUGGGAUGUCAAGAUCUGACCUUGUUGAAACUUUAUCAAGGUUGACAGUGCAUACAGAUGAAGAGAUCCGAGUUCUCUCUUGCCAAGCCUUACAAAAUCUGGUGAUUGACUUUCCUGAGUGGAGAGAGGAUGUCCUCUGGGGGUUUAUGCAAUUUUUUGUCAAAGAAGUAACAGAUCUUAAUACAAGCCUACUGGAUAAUGGGCUUCGUAUGACUAACCAGCUUCUUGGAGCCUGGAGAUCUGCCCUUGAAAGAGUAAUUCCAACUCUUCCAAAUAUCAUAGGACCUGAUCCGACCAAACCUGAUCCUGAUAAACCAGAUAUCCUUAAAGUUCUUCACUAUGCAGAGGGGUUUGCUUUAACCAUGCUCUGUCACAUAAGAACAGCCACCAGAAAGCUGGCAGUACAUAUGCUCAAGGAGGUUAAGAUGUUAUUGAAGCUUACUGGAAGUACCAGAGGCUCAGAGUUAGCUGUAAUUGAUGCUAUGGAUCAGGAUACCAGAACAGUUAUAGAAGAGUGUUCACAUCUCUUUCCUUUACCUGACAAGAGUAUUAUCAGUUCUGUUAAUUCUUUAGAUUUCCAAUGGUUAGCUGACCGAAACUCAACUCAGUGGACAUCUGGAUUUCAUGAUGAUGGAACAACAAGAUCUGGUUCAACUCAACAAUUAUUUACUUCAGAUCCUUGGUCUGCCUGUCUUCUAGGUUUUCUACAACACACCAGUUUACCAAAGAAAUGUCCAUCAGCUAUUUUGCAUACAUGGCCAAUUAUCCAUACUCGUCUUACACAGCUUUUCCCUACAGUACAACCAAUACCAGUACAAGAGCAAAGGUCUAGUCUCUUCCCUGGAACAGCUCCAAAGAAACCUGCAAAUGAGAGAGACAUCUCGUUGCAUCUUUGGAAGAACUAUAUAGCUGUGGCCUGUAGAGUUGUUCCCCCCAAUACUGCAUCAGCCUCUGGGUUUAGAUGUGUUUCUCCUGAUUUGUCCUUGACUCAUCUGUCUUCAUCUCCAGAAUCCUUGCAGUUCUUAGAUAGGCAAGACAGUAAGAGUCCAAGUCCAAUGUUAUCUCCUACAGUCUUUUACAAGCUGUUGAUUCCACUACUGAGGUGUGAGGUGUCUGACAUGCGAGAUUGUGUUGUUCAUGCCCUGGGUAAUAUCAAUCAUAAUUCUUUGAUGGAUUUACUGGGGGAAAAGACUAUGCUGGAUUUCAUUCAAGAAGCAUUGGAAAAGAAACCUGAAAGAAGAAGAAGAAGAAAUAGGGAUUUACUCAGACUUCAACUUGUUCGUCUGUUUGAACUAAUAUCCAGGCAUGGAACCUUCAGUCGGUCAAAUGGUGUAGUUGAUGAGGGUACAGAGUCUCUAGCCAUGAUUUUUAUUGAGUGUAUAAGUGGAGUUAGGGAUCUUUUAGAAAUAGAUGUGGACAAGGACUCAACAGGUACAAUUAAGGACAUUAAGGUCCACUUCAUUGGGUUCAUAGUGGAACUGACAGGCUCAUUUGUCUUGGAGAAGAGGAGUACUUUAAUCCCCAAGAAGCUGAGACAGCAGUUGUUUAACCUUUUUGCUGGUUGGUCAGGUAGGUUCGGACAACUCUUUGGAUUGAACACUAGAGCUUCCUCAGGAGAGAAUAUGUGCACAGAGUUUGAAUUCUCUGCUUUGCAAGCCAUGCUUGCUGUUCUCUGUAGUGGACCCUGUUUUGAUCAUAACAUGUUUGCUGAAGACGGAGAUGUAUACAAGCUCUUAGAUCUUCUUCUUGCCAGUGAAGACCCAAAUAUUUACAGUGAAGGGGAGAAGGCUGUUGUGAUGUUAUUGGAAGUAAAUCCAAACCUCUCCACACUCCUAGAUUGGGUGGUGGAUAGAUGUUAUACAGGUUCUAACAGGAAAGCAGAUGGAUGUUUUCUUGCAUUGGCAACCAUCUUCAGCACUAAGGAGUAUCCAUGCGAUCACUACACAGCUAUAAUAAAUGUAACACUGAUGAACUGUGGAUGUCCAAGAACACCUGUUCAUGAAACUGCUUUACAGCUCCUGCAGAUUCUAGAUAACAGAUUCUUUGGAACUGUUCUUCCACUUGGAAAUGAGGAUGAUUUGUCUGGUGGUAAAGAACAGUCAACCCUUGAUGUUCUUCUCUCAACUACAUACAGCAGGUCACAGCAGUAUCUUUCAAGGCAAUUGUCUCAGCUACAUCCAAUGCUAACCAUGCCAAUGUUCAGUGAGAUCUGCUCUAGACUCCAGACAGCUAGACCUGUUGCAAGACAAAAUUUACUACAGUAUCUCCUUCCUUGGCUUUACAACAUGGAGCUUGUGGAUCCCAAUAUACCUCCACAUCCUAGCAACUAUCAUUAUCCUUACUAUCAAUCUUAUGAGAUGGGAAGGCCAGGCGUAAGGCGUGAGGGUUGGGGAUCUGCAGAAGCUACUGAAAUGGUUACAAAUAAUAUGUUCUACAUUACCUGCAAGUUUGGAGAUGAUCAUCCUAAAGAAGUAGAAGAACUUUGGUCCGCUCUUUGUGCUUGUUGGCCUAACAACUUAAGAGUGAUUGUUAGAUACCUUCUUAUUGUCUCUGGUAUGGCUCCAAAUCAAGUACUUGACUUUAGCAAGAGAGUGGUUCUUUACCUAGGCAGAUCACAGCCUGUCAGAACAUUGGAAGAGAUCAUGCUGGAGUUACAAACUGUAGAAACCUUUAAUGUUAUCAUUGAGAGGACAGAAACACCUCCCUACUUCAGGCUGACCAACCUGAGGAAAGCAUCCAGCAACUUUGACAACAACAAUGCAUCUGAGUCAAACACUGGUACAGUCAGCAGUAAGAACGAGAUGACUAUAGAGAAGGGAACUAUUCACACUAAAAGGCACUCCCAGGAGGAGCCAGGCAAAGAGAAAACAGAGUUAAGUCUAGCAGGCUCUCUCAGAAGUGCUGGAAGUAUGGCAACCAGUGCUGGCAGUGCCAUCAUACAGAAGGUAGCUGAGAAAGCUCGAGCCCUAUCAGGAAGCCCAAUGAUGUCCCAAAGUCAGAUUGUUCACAGUCAGCUAACCACAUCCCACCUUAGCAACCAGAUGUCCACCAGCCACCCAGCUCCUAGUUCUAACAAUUGGAAACCUUAUGAGGCAUCGAACCCCGGCUGGAAACCCGGGGAUUCUACCUCUGGUGCUGGUUGGAAACCUCUUGUAACAGGGAAUGAUGAGCACAUGAACUCUGGGAAGAGCAUUCUGCAGGAUCAAAAUUCACUAAGCUUAGAACCUUCAGUAGCAGAAUCUGUUGAGAUCUCAGGAGAUGUGAACGAUGGUUUGCCCCAUCCUCUUCCAAUGCCUGAGUUUGGAGGAUGGUUUGCUCCGCUAACUGAGUUUCUUCCAGAUCCUGCCAAUCCUAUCUCAAGUUUUCAUAG